ACUGGUGGACUUGACAGUAGAGUUCAGCUGAGACAACCGACUUCAACCAUUGAGAUUACUGAUGAUGACACUGGAGCUACUGUGGAACUAGUAACUGGUCCAUCGAGUGCAACAGAGGGUCAUGUUGUGAGCUUUUGUGCUGUCGUUAGCACAAAUGGCAUUGGGUGUGCUGUUGGAUUUGAUUUCAGCAUUUCUCUCUCUUUUCCGGGAUCA
Molecule: messenger RNA, 213 nt
Organism: Geodia barretti
Lineage: Eukaryota; Metazoa; Porifera; Demospongiae; Tetractinellida; Geodiidae
Source: the annotation of a GenBank genome assembly